GAGAUGGACAGAGCACUGAGUCAAUAACAGGACUGUGGAUGGAGAUUAAAGGUUGACUUGAAAAAGAAGUGAUACAAAGAAAUCUGGAAAUGGAUGAAGAAAAGGAUAUUGCAGUGGUGGGAAUAGGAUGCAAUUUUCCAGGGGGAGAAGGCCUGGACAAUUUCUGGAAGGUCCUGGUGGAGGGCAGAAACUGUGCUGUGCCCAUCCCGAGAGAGAGGUUUGACAUGGGCAGCUGGUACGAGGUUGAUGAAAACAAACCAGGCAAAUCACGAACAGCCAAAGCUGCACUCAUCGAGGGGUUCAAUGAGUUUGACCACAAGAUGUUUGGGAUCAGUGACAGUGAGGUGGAGCAGAUGGACCCGCAGCAGAAGCAGUUGUUGCAGUGUGUGUAUCGAGCCUUGGAGAACGCUGGACUCCCUCUGGAGAAGGCCAGUGGCACCAAGACUGGAGUCUACUUUGGUAUUAUGAACCGAGAUUAUGAGACGAACGCCGCACAUAUGCACCCCACUAUGAUAAACCACUGGACCGGCACUGGACUGGCCAUGAGCAUAAUAUCCAACAGAGUGUCCUACACCUUCAACUUCACCGGACCCUCGCUGUCCAUAGACUCCGCCUGCUCGUCUUCUCUGGUGGCUCUGCACUUGGCAUGUCAGGCUAUCAAACAAGGAGACUGUGACAUGGCCUUGUGUGGAGGGGUCAAUAUUAUCAUAGAGCCCAGAGUGUUUGUGGCUCUGAGUAAAGCCAAGAUGAUCUCUCCCGAUGGAAUCAGCAAACCCUUCUCCAACAAAGCAGAUGGCUACGGCAGGGGAGAGGGCUGCGGGGUGGUUCUGCUCAAGCCACUAAAAAAGGCAUUAGAGGACCAUGACCACAUUUGGGGCAUUGUCAGUAAAACAGCAGUAAACCAAGAUGGCCACACUGUUAGUCCAAUCACCAAACCUUCUAUGUCACAACAAGAGCAGUUGCUUCGCCAAAUCUACACAGACACUGACCUGAUAGAUGUCCAGUACAUCGAGGCACAUGGGACCGGAACGCCAAUAGGAGAUCCAACUGAGGCCCAGAGCAUCUCAAACGCCAUAGCUAAAUCCAGACCACACAAUACCGAGACCCUCUGUAUUGGUUCGGUUAAAAGCAACAUCGGCCACACUGAAUCAGCAGCUGGGGUUGCUGGACUUAUCAAGGUACUGUUAAUGAUGAAAUACAAGACUAUAGUGCCUUCAGUGUUUUACUCUGAAGAGACUGCAAGUGUAGAUGCCAAAGAUCUCAACAUUAAAGUGCCCAAGGAAGCAGAGAAGUGGGAACCCAACUGUGACAGGGUUGCAGGAAUUAACAAUUUUGGUUUUGGGGGAACUAAUGCCCAUGCGAUUGUCAAACAGUGCAAACAAAAAAACAUUACACCAAAGAAAGAUCAGGUAAAGAACCAGCUGAAGUAUUUUGUCUUGUCUGCAAAUUCACAGAAAUCCCUCACUUUGAUGAUGGAAGACACUAUAAAACACCUAGAUGCAGAUACCCAAAUUGAUCUUGAUUCUCUUCUGUAUACUUCUGCUUGCCGGCGCAGCCAUCAAAAGCAUAAAUACAGAAAGGCUAUUAUGGUUUCAAAUGUAUCUGAGCUCAAAGAGAAGCUAAGUGCCAACAUUAGCAAAAACGUUAGCCCCUCAGUUUUAGGAUCAAGAUUGGUAUUUGUGUUUUGUGGAAAUGGUGUCACCUACCAUGGGAUGUGCAAGCAGCUGCUAGAGUGUGAGCCUGUUUUUAGACAAAAGAUAAUUGAAAUCACAGUGCUUUUACAAAAGCUGAGUCCACUGAACAUCUUGGAGAUACUUGAGAGUGACAUUGAAAGUAGUGAUUUUAACAACCCAGAUGUUGUCCAACCUCUACUAUUUGCAAUCCAGGUCAGCCUUGAUGCUCUGUUCAGACAAUGGGGUAUAAAGCCUGAUGCCAUCUUGGGUCAUUCAGUUGGUGAAGUUGCAGCUGCACAUUGCUCAGGGCUUUUGUCACUUGAAGAUGCGGUAAAAGUAAUCUAUUACCGUAGUUGUCUGCAGAGUAAAGUUACUGGGGGAAAAAUGCUAGUAGUUAGCAACAUGGCCGUAUCGGAUUUGACGCCUCUUCUUUCGCAGUACUCAGGUAAAAUAUCCGUUGCAGCAAUAAACAGCCCACAAUCUUGCACUCUUUCAGGUGAUGCAAAUGCAAUUGAGGCCCUUUGUGAAGACCUAAGCACCUCUGAUACAAGUCAAAAGCUGUUUCUCAGAGUGCUGGAUGUCGCAGCAGCUUAUCACAGCCAUAUGAUGGAUCCAAUUCUUGAUGACAUUAAGGAGAAAAUAGGCUCUUUAAAAGUCAAUACACUUGAGACCGAAUUGUUCUCAACAGUGACAGGAAAGGAAGUCCAAGAUGAUGACUGCUGUUCUGGGGAAUAUUGGGCAAGAAACAUACGAGAGCCGGUAGCUUUUGAGCAAGCUGUGAGGUCAGCCACCAAUGGGAAAAACAAUACAGUCUUUCUGGAGAUAGGUCCAAGAAGAGCUUUGCAGAGAAAUAUCUUGGAGACACUGGGUAAUGAUACCCCUGUUCUUGUGUCAGCGCAGCCUGGCAAAGAUCAUGAAACUGCAGUGUCUGUGGUUUCAAAGUUGUUUGAACGAGGAAUUAGAGUAGACUGGGACACAUUUUACAAAGGGUAUGAGACAGUGCCACUAGAUUUCCCCAAGUACCAGUUUGACACCUCAGACAGAGACGUUGUCAUUGGUGCAGCUCAGGAAAAUACACUCAGUAACCACCCAGUCAUCUGUAAGAAGGGCAGUGAAAGCAACAUUUUCAGUUCCAACCUCAUGUCUGACUCUGUGUUUUACUUGAAAGAGCAUAGGCACAAUGAUAUACCAAUUAUUCCAGGUGCCUUCUAUGCAGAAUUGGGUUUGGCGACAUUUAUGGCAAGUGCCAAGCCUAAAGUCCCGCUCAAGUCACUGCAGCUCAGUGUGAACUUUCACAGCCCAUUUGUUUUAUUGCCAAACUCACCAGAAAUGAAGGUGCAGCUUCACCAAACUGAAAAAGGAACAGGGUUUGCAGUGUUCUCCCAGUCUGCCAUGUAUGCAUCUGGUAGAGUAGUCUCAAGUAAAGAUACGCUGACUGAAGAGCAGAGAAUUUCACUGAAGUCCAUCUACCAAAGGUGCACCUCUGUAGUGGACUAUAAGGAAAUGUAUGGUUACCUUUUAGCUGGAGGUUUCAAAUAUGGAGACAUCUUCCAAAAUAAAGCCAAUGUCCACUAUGGAGAAGAGCUGAAAGAGGCGAUUUCAGUUGUGACUGUUCCAGAGGCUUUGCAAUCUCAAUUGCAUGAAUACUGCAUUCACCCAGUGGUUUUGGAUUAUUUCAUGCAACUUCUUCCAGUGACGGUGGAGAACAUUUUUGCAGGUAGACCAGGCUUUCCCGCUAAAAUAGGUAGUCUUACAGUGUUGGAACCCUUGGAAGAUGAGAUGGUAGUCUAUCUAAGAGCGACUGACAUAGGGCUAGAUCACUUUGAGGUUUGUGGUUGCUUUGCAGAUAAAGACGGUAAAGUCUUGGUUGAAGUCAAGCAUGCUACUAUAAAGUACCUCGGCAGUCGCUCUCAUGUAGUUGAUGAGUACUUCUACCACAAUGCUUUCAAUGUAAUUUCUGAAUCAACUGCAUCCACGCGUCCACCUCGUGCCUUGGUCUUCUGUGACUCAUUGGGUAUCUCCAAAGCCCUACAACAAUACUUGGACUCAGAGUCUUGCUAUGUUUCUUUCACGCAUGCAGAACAGAUUUUGGCUCAUGGCUUUCCUUCUCUUUUGGAUAAUCUUAAGAUCAAGAACAAAAUGCUACACUUUGAUGAGGUGUUGUAUUUAUGGGGCAUGAACAACCUUACAUCACUGGCACCUGAUGCUGUUAUGCAAAAUUUAGCAAACUACUGUGAGAUUUUCAGACAGAUUGUUCUUGAGUUCAAGAAAAUAAACUUUCCAAACUCCAUUAGAGCAGUGACUUACCAUGCAUCAGAUAUCACGGUGGACCACAUCAACACUGGCUUUGCUAUCUUGGGUAUGACGCGAUCUUUAUCAGCAGAAAUACAAGAGCUUUCCUUUCAGUCAAUUGACCUAAACAAUGCCUCUGCUGAGGACAUUGCAGCUCUUUCUCAAAUUCUAAAAUCAUUUCCCUGCAGCAAGUACCCAGAACUAGUGGUCAAAGAUGGACAGGUUAUGAAGCCUUCUAUUGUUCGUACCCCACCUCAAAUCUGUGACAGCUCAGAGCUCAUGUUUUCCUCAUCAGUGACUGAACCUUGCAUUUUUCAGACAUCUGAUGCUCACAUAAUAACUGACGUUAGUGCAAUCCAUAGUUUUAGUGAGGAACAGCUAAGUGAUACUUCAGUUGAAAUUCAGCCAACCAACAUUUGUGUGCAUUCAUCUGAUUACUUCCCUGUUAGUCUUUCACAUCUUAAAUUUGGCCAGACACUUUACUGGGACCAGCACUCAAAUCAGAAACACAAGGUGAUAGCUCUUGAUUUUAGUGGCACCAUAACUGCCGUUGGAGGCAGUGUCAAGAAACUGAAGGUUGGAGAUCAAAUUGCAUGUUGUUUUCCAGUCACAGCAGGAAACAAGGUCAGAGUAGCAGAAAAUUUGUGCUAUAGCAUCAAACACUUUCCAUUUUUUAAGAAAACACCUUGUGUUUCUUUCUUUGUGCUUGCAUGGGAGAUCUUACACAAGGUCUUACCUAAAGCCAAACACCACAUAGGAAUCAUUUGUUCUGUGGCUGAUUCAGUUCUAAUCAAAGUCUUGAACUUUGCUUUGAAGCAUUCUGGGCACUCUGUUGUUGUUGGGACACAGUAUGAUGACUCAUUUGUAGAUGUUAAAAAGUUUGAUGCAUUCAUUAUCCUACCGCCAUUUCAUGAGACAUUAACAGCUAAGAUUCAUAGCUUUCCCAAUGUACAACAUGUUGUCAUCAUCUGUGGAUCACACUUUUUGCCUGCGCCUCAUGAAUUACAAAGUUUAAAUGAUCGUGCUAAUGUGCAGACAUUACAAAUGCCAGGCAUUCUACAAAAAGGCUCACUGACUUGUCAGAGACCAAAGAUUUUGCAGUGGUUGAAGUCGCUGAAUUUCAGCAAAAAGUUAACAAUAGAGAGCCUUACUUUUCAAAGUCCUGAAUCUGAAAUCAUCCAAAGGAAUGGCUCAGAGAAGCCACGGUCAUACUUCAACACUGCAAAAGUUGGUAUAAUAGAACUUGCUAAAGACUCUCAAAUACCACUGCUGCCAUCGAAGAAAAAGCUCUUCAAAAAUAGAGCUGUGUAUAUAGUAACAGGGGGCCUCUCUGGGUUAGGCUAUGAAACAGUCAAGUUCAUCUCACAAAGAGGUGGUGGAAAUGUUGUUAUACUGUCCCGAAGUAAGCCUUCACCUAAAGUGCAGCAAGACCUUAACAACAUCAAAAAAUUGUGCGGGAACUGCAUCAUCAGCCUCGAGUGUGACAUCUCUGUGUCUGAACAUGUGCAAAGAUCAGUUCUUUCUAUUGGACAGAGAUUUCCUGAGUGUCCAAUCCGAGGAGUGUUUCACAGUGCAGUUGUCUUGCUUGAUGGGCUGAUCGAAACACUUAACCAAUCUUUGUAUGAGCAGGUUUUCAAGCCCAAAGUAAAUGGUGUUCUCAAUUUGCACAAUGCCACAAAACACUGCCAGCUAGAUUACUUUGUGUGCUACUCCUCCAUCUCAGCAUUUUUAGGUAAUGCAUCACAAACCAAUUAUGCUGCUGCCAAUACAUUUCUUGAUCUAUUCUGUCAGUAUAGACGUAGACUCGGCUUAUCUGGUCAGUCAAUCAGUUGGGGAGCUCUGAACACAGGCCUUCUCUUGAACAAAGGACAUUUUCAGAGAUUUUUGGAAGCAAAGGGAAUUAUGAUAUUGGAUAUAGCAGAGAUUAACAAGAGCCUGGAGCAAUGUCUCAUCUUAAACCAACCUCAACAGGCCGUUGUUAAGUUCCACUUCAGAAAUAUCAGGCGCAAUAUCCUUUCCCAAAAUGCUUCUUUAACUAUGCGGUUGUCAGCAUUAGUUGAGGAGGCAUUCCAAAGCAAUAAAGAGAUGGAAGCAGCUAAGAAACAAGUAGAUUCAGUCUCACCAAAAGACUAUGCAGUCUCUCUAAUUAGUGAGACCAUUGGCAUAGACCAGAGUGGGCUUAAGGACGAAUCACUUCUUUCAUCACUAGGAAUUGACUCGAUGCAGGCGAUGACGCUGCAGAAUCUGAUCUUUCAAGAGAAGGGUCUCAAUGUGCCAUUGGUGAAACUGCUUGAUCCAAAUGCAACAGUCUCCACUUUAGUUGCCAUUCUUAGUGAAGGAAAUGAAGAGGAAAUCCAUAAGUCUGUUCCAGCAUUGCAAAUAGAUGAAAUUUUUACCAGGCUGUAAAGUCACAUGUGCCGUAACAUUUAUGUAUAUGU
This is a messenger RNA of Periophthalmus magnuspinnatus, 6403 nucleotides long. RefSeq names its product phthioceranic/hydroxyphthioceranic acid synthase-like. NCBI's taxonomy places the organism in Eukaryota, Metazoa, Chordata, Actinopteri, Gobiiformes, Gobiidae. Gene Ontology annotation, molecular function: fatty acid synthase activity; 3-oxoacyl-[acyl-carrier-protein] synthase activity. Bases 90 to 6371 code for a protein of 2093 amino acids. The record is from RefSeq and is a predicted model, not a curated record. The transcript is spliced from 6 exons. Gene Ontology annotation, biological process: fatty acid biosynthetic process.